Molecule: messenger RNA, 1421 nt
Organism: Tachysurus fulvidraco (yellow catfish)
Lineage: Eukaryota; Metazoa; Chordata; Actinopteri; Siluriformes; Bagridae
Exons: 4
Coding region: 122-1018 (298 amino acids)
Biological process (GO): mitochondrial ADP transmembrane transport; mitochondrial ATP transmembrane transport
Cellular component (GO): mitochondrial inner membrane
Molecular function (GO): ATP:ADP antiporter activity
Source: RefSeq, a predicted model, not a curated record
GGCCAUUUCGACCGAACAGGCGAGCGGACAGGAAGCGGGGGGACCGGAAGCAGGCAGACCAGCUUAAGGGGAAAAAAACAACAUAAAAACAACAUAAAUAAGCAAAACAACAAAAUCUAAGAUGAGUGAGACCGCAAUUUCGUUUGCCAAGGAUUUUUUGGCCGGAGGCAUCGCUGCUGCCAUCUCGAAGACUGCUGUCGCUCCCAUUGAGAGAGUCAAACUGCUCCUUCAGGUCCAACAUGCCAGCAAGCAGAUCACGGUCGAUAAGCAGUACAAGGGCAUUAUGGACUGUGUGGUGCGUAUCCCCAAGGAACAAGGCUUCGUGUCAUUCUGGAGAGGCAACCUGGCCAACGUGAUCCGGUACUUCCCUACGCAGGCCCUCAACUUCGCCUUCAAGGACAAGUACAAGCAGAUCUUCCUCGAUGGCGUGGACAAGCGCAAGCAGUUCUGGCGCUACUUUGCCGGAAACCUGGCGUCCGGAGGUGCUGCAGGUGCCACCUCACUCUGCUUUGUCUACCCUCUCGAUUUCGCCCGAACCCGUCUGGCUGCCGAUGUGGGAAAAGCUGGCGCAGAGAGAGAGUUCUCCGGUCUUGGAAACUGCCUGGCAAAGGUGUUCAAGUCUGAUGGCCUCAAGGGGCUGUACCAGGGCUUCAACGUGUCCGUGCAGGGAAUCAUCAUCUACAGAGCAGCAUACUUCGGCAUCUACGACACCGCCAAGGGUAUGAUGCCUGAUCCCAAGAACACCCACAUUGUCGUGAGCUGGAUGAUCGCUCAGACCGUAACCGCCGUCGCUGGCCUCACGUCCUACCCAUUCGACACGGUCAGGCGUCGUAUGAUGAUGCAGUCUGGCCGCAAAGGAGCUGACAUCAUGUACACCGGCACCAUCGACUGCUGGAAGAAGAUCGCACGUGACGAAGGGUCAAAGGCCUUUUUCAAGGGUGCUUGGUCCAACGUGCUCCGUGGCAUGGGAGGCGCCUUCGUUCUUGUCCUGUACGACGAGCUCAAGAAAUACAUGUAAACGUCUCCCGCUUGUCAGUCAUCUUUUUUUAUAAUGUAAAGUUCAUGACAAAACGAGGAGAACAAAAGGGGGGGGAGCUGAAACGGUUAAAUCAUUCAACACACAACCUGUUCUUCUGGCUGGACUCUUACGCCUCGUCAGUGAGGCCCGAUUAGUAUCGCUCCUGCUGCUGGUUCUGAUUCAUGCAGAGAUGGUGUUUAUUUAAAUGGUGUGUGUGUGUGUGUGAGAGAGAGAGAGAGAGAGCGCCAUUCUCUUAGUUUGUUUAUCAUUUUAUUUCUCCCAGUCCACAACACUCGUUCUCAAUCCUCAUUCCUUCACGUGGGAAAGUCCUGAAUAUUUUCUCCCUGUUCUCCACUCCUUCAGUUUUUAAAACUUGACUUGAAUAAAUUCAACCUACUGAAAA